AUGGAAAUUGUCGAAAGUAUUCGGAAAAGUGUAACAGAAUCGAUUCCAGAUAUUCAACUGGAACAAAUCUCAAAUUUUUUUCAACGUAAUAGCCAUUCUUUUAUGAAUCGCGUGAGAGCCAGUUCUCGGAGUAGAAGAGACCAUGAAACCCUUAGACGCACAGAAUUUUUAAGAAAAUACUAUUCAAAAACAUCAUUUUGUAAGCCACAGCCGACGCAGACAGCGACACCCACAAUAUUGACUCUGAUGCCUACAGUACCAAGAAGAAAACUCUCAUCUACUAAUUCCACAAUAUCAUACAUACCUUCUGUUGCUUCACUUGAUGAUGGAUGUUUUGCAGAAAUGUCAUCAAGUAUACAGAUACAUAAAGACUCGAUAUCUGACUAUGAAUUAAAUGACAAUGAGAUACAAAUAACAAUCAAUCACGAACAAAAGAGAAAUUUUUUGAACGUCACAAUUCAUAGAGUCAAUGUAACAUCACUACCAUCAGAUAUUGAACACAUCAUUGCCAGAGUUUAUGUGACACCCGGAAAGUUACAAAAGCAGAACAGUAAAAGCAUUGGUGUUAAAAAGGCUUCCAGAUGGGAACAUGAAUUUACCUUUAAAAAGUUAACAAUCGGGCAAUUAGAGGAUUGUAGUAUACGCUUCCAAAUAUUCACUACAAAAGGAUUUUUUAAAGUUCCAGUUCGUAUUGGAAGAGUUUCAGUUGAUUUAAAAGAUGUAAAUAUCAGUGAUUUCCGAACAACGAUACUAAAAUUAGAAAGAGAUAUCUAA
Lottia gigantea (owl limpet) is the source of this 774-nucleotide messenger RNA. RefSeq lists its product as hypothetical. NCBI's taxonomy places the organism in Eukaryota, Metazoa, Mollusca, Gastropoda, Lottiidae. The transcript has a single exon. The record is from RefSeq and is a predicted model, not a curated record. The coding region runs from base 1 to 774 and encodes 257 amino acids.